Molecule: messenger RNA, 3981 nt
Organism: Pseudozyma hubeiensis SY62
Lineage: Eukaryota; Fungi; Basidiomycota; Ustilaginomycetes; Ustilaginales; Ustilaginaceae
Product: RNA cap methyltransferase
Exons: 1
Coding region: 1-3981 (1326 amino acids)
Biological process (GO): 7-methylguanosine mRNA capping
Cellular component (GO): nucleus
Molecular function (GO): mRNA 5'-cap (guanine-N7-)-methyltransferase activity
Source: RefSeq, a predicted model, not a curated record
AUGGAUUGCCCGUCAUCCUUGACAGGCUUCUUCCAGAGUCAAAAAAAGCCCAGCGCCGGGUUCCGAACUCCUCGCGAGUACAACCUUACAUUUGCAGAGACGUGGAAAAAUUGCAGAGAAGGGUUCAGUCAGCCUCGGCUCCGAACCGCGUGCAAAGAGAGUUGGGAUUGCGCACCGUUUCCGAGAGGUGCAUCUCUUCGACUUACCAUCACCUUGUCAUCCUCGCCGUCUCUCUCGGACCGUCAUCGUCAUUGUCCUCUCCUCGCCUACACAGGGCCUGAUCGAUACCAUGCACAUCGGCCGCGUGAUUGCGUAGUGCAGCUCUUCGCCCAGCGAUUCGCAUUCUGGAGCCAGAGGUGGUCCACGUCAGUAUGCAGUACCCCGCCAUUUCUUCUUGAUCCUCUCCAGACUUUCGUCGCCCGCCUCGAGCUCCGCAUUCCUUUCAAUCCAUCGAAAGCGGAUCUCAAAGCCGUCAUCUUUGUCGGCGAGAUGCCAGGCUACGACCCUGUCCGUGAUGCCGGCGGUUCAGAUCGGCCUUCACCGCCGCCAAAUCAUCAGCCCAGCUACCACCCUGGCCAUGACUUUCGUCCGUCCCCGUCCGCGUCGUUGAAUGCACAUACAGCUUCAGCAUACAACGAGAAUCAGAACAUUUCCAGACCUGGUCUCUCUGGAAACAGCCUUGACAAGUACGGCGACACCGGUUCCGGCCAUGUUCGUCCGAGCGCACAAGAGGGCGUCCCUGGAACAUCCUUCGUAUCUCCCCGUUCAUCCACGAUAGCGCUUCCGCAUCAUCCACAAGACUAUGCAAGCCACGGCGAAGACUCUCACACAUCAUCGUCUCGUCGCUAUGAGCACAGCCCUCGAAACUCCCUCCACUCCGAAACACCGCUACGUUCCGCGCGACGGAGCGCAUCGAUCGCCGAUCUCAUUGCUGCGAGCGAACUAUCAGAAGCGGAUCAUGAAAGGCAUCGUCAGGAACAUCGCGAAUCUUUCCGCUACCAAGAAGACUCGACGGGAGACCGUAGCAUGAGCAGAUCUAGCAGCGCUUCUGGUGGAUUUCCAGGCGCGCCGUCGUCGGCCCUCCCACAUGGUGUCUCUCAUCCGCGAUUUUCGCAUCCAGCACCACUUCAGUCAGCUCGAUCCGAACGCAGCCCUAGUAUGGCACAUCUUCUGAACGAUGGUACAGCGGGUGCCGUCGUAGAGAGACCAAGGUCAGGAUCACAUUCCUCCGUUUCUUCUCACGUUUCUCACCCGCAGCACCAGCAUCAUCCCAGCCAAGUUUCUCCUCUCGGCCCACCUUCCGGCUACGCGCCUCCAGGAUCAUCCUCGUAUCCCCGUGAUCGGCACUCGACCAGUCAUCCUGUCGUCGGAGGUAGCCCUGGCCUCUACCGAGUGGGCUCGCCCAGCACCGCGUUUCCGUCCGGUGCGCAUCCGCCAAGCAUCUCGACACUGAACAGAGGUGGCUCCAGCCCCGGUUUCGCUCACACAAACUCGGUGCAUCCCGCCGAAAGGGCUCGCUAUGCUACACAACCCAGUCCAGCGGGUUACGCUCCUCCGUCUCGCUCUGCAUCCUACGCGUACCCUAGCACCUCUUCGAGUCCAGCGUCGCACCCCCACGCGCAUUUGCAGCCCUCGCCAUCACAUCGUUUCGCCGUGCCGGAGGUGCCAUUUGUCCGCUCGCCCGAAAGCAGACGCGUCCCGCUGCCGCAUUCUCCGAAUUUGAUGCCUCAUGCACAACCGAGAUCGUCUUCAACGCACGCUCCGACGUCAUCCUGGUAUGCAGAUGAGCACGAUGCACCCUCGACAGCAGGUAUGCCACCGCCUCCGGUCCAGGCUUCUCCUCGCCGAGGCAGCCUCGCCAACUCAAGCUACCAGGGUCAAUCCUACGCUCACGCUACACCUGGCCACAGCGUUCCGCCAAGUCCGGGAGGCUCGGCUCCUCACGGCGGCUACCCAGUCACGCCGGGCGCCCGAUCGCUGCCGCCGCGGACGCCCACCUCUGGUUACGCUCGUAUGGCUGGCGACGGGUACGACGAGAGCAACUACUUUCCUCGCAUGGAUGACCGUGCUCCAAGCGUCUACGACCCAACACGCGAAAGGUCGGGCAGCUUGACCAGCCCUUACCUGCAACGCGUCGAGCAUGGCGGCCACAACAACCCAGACUUUGCACCGAGAGCGGAUCACGAACGUGCUUACAGUACACAUUCCAUUCGCACGCCCGGCUCGGAGUUUCAUGCGGACGAUCUUCACCAUGCAGGCACGCAUGCGCCUCUGGCUCUGCCUCCUGUUGCGAAGUCCCCCUCCUUUGGACCGCAACGACGCCAGAAGCCGGACGACCACGCGGAACGAAUGGCUGUGAACGGACGCCGAGACAGCGGCGAACAUGCUCAUGCGCAUGCACCGCACUAUUCGGAAGAUCGACAGGCCGAGUCGAACGGUGCGAGGGCCCGGCUGUUGGAGGAGCAAUAUGGACUUGAAGGGUCCAAAUCUCAAGAUCGAUCCAGGCGUGAUUCUUUGGGACAUGAACGACGCGAUAGCAGUCCGGCGGCGUCAGCGUCUGCCGAGCCUGGUGACACGAGCACCGCUGUCGAAUCAAGCAACGCGCUGACAGCGCAGCGGAAUGACCGUAAGAGACCCCGCGACGCGUCCGUUGCCUCGAAUGGAUCGGCGCAAAGCACACUGGAGACGGACCAUCCAGCGCCAGUCAAGGUCGAGUCGUCGGCAGAGUCAACCGACGUGCACAACCAAGACAACGUGGAGCCUGUCGACGUUAUUGCUCCGCUUCCACGCUACGCGCCGACGCGUCGAGUGUCGCAACCUAGCCAAGUGAUGCGUCCGAUCGGUAUCGAAGAGAUCGAUCGCAAACGUGCACGAUGCCGCAACCCGCUGCGCCGCGAAUGGGAGCAAGCGCACAAAUGUGACAGCCGAGAAGCUCUCGACGAGAUCCUGCGCGACUUCCACAGCAAGCUGGCUGCGCACAACGCGGCAAAGUCGGCAUCGAACGGCAACGACACGAACUCAACGGAUGCCAAGAAACGCGCCAUCGGUGAUACCUUGGAGGAUGCCGAAGAGGUGGCAGAUCACUACAACAAGCGUCGGGAGGUGGGCAUCCACGGGCGCGAAGAGUCGCCCAUCAUCGCGCUGCGCAAGUUCAACAACUGGAUCAAAUCUGUGCUCAUCGGCACUUUUGCGCGUGGUCGCGAUCCGUCUUUGGACGGCCGAGCACGUGCGCGUGGCGGACGAAUCCUGGAACUGGGUUGCGGCAAGGGCGGAGACCUGAAAAAGUGGGAGAAGGUGCGUCCGAGCGGGCUGGUUGGCGCCGAUAUCGCCGCAGUCUCGAUCGAGCAGGCGAUCGCACGUUAUCGCGACAACAGGCACGGCUUCUCGGGCGACUUCUUCGCCUUCGACUGCUUCUCGAUGGCCUUGACCGAAGUGAUCCCCCGCGAGCUGCUGCAGCCCAUGUUUGACAAUGUGACGCUGCAGUUCUGCAUGCACUACGCGUGGGAAAGCGUCGAAAAGGCAAGGAUGAUGUUGGACAACGUCGCACGCUACCUACGCAAGGGAGGCGUAUUUGUCGGGACGAUCCCAGACAGCCGCGAGCUUCGCGACAGGCUGGCAGCAAGCGCGCAUCCCGGGGACCGCUCGUUUGGCAAUCGAUACUAUAAGGUGGUGUUCGACCAGACAGAGAGGUGGCCUGCGUUCGGCAACCGGUACACAUUCUUCCUCGAGGACGCGGUGGAGAACGUGCCCGAGUACGUGGUGGACUUUGAGGUGUUCGAGGAUCUAGCACACGAGGUCGGACUGCGCUGUAUCUAUCGAAAGAACUUUGCAGAGAUCUAUGAAGAGGGGUCUCGACAUCCGGAGCACGGUAAGCUGCUGGAGAAGAUGAGGGUGGUGGAUCGAUACGGCUCGCUGAACCUGGACGAGGAAAUGUGGCAGGCGGCCACACUCUAUUUGGGAUUCGCCUUUGAAAAGAUGUGA